Messenger RNA from Chenopodium quinoa (quinoa), 2879 nucleotides. Its product is annotated as formin-like protein 2. The transcript has 4 exons. Lineage: Eukaryota; Viridiplantae; Streptophyta; Magnoliopsida; Caryophyllales; Amaranthaceae. Gene Ontology annotation, molecular function: actin filament binding. The coding region runs from base 185 to 2653 and encodes 822 amino acids. The record is from RefSeq and is a predicted model, not a curated record. Gene Ontology annotation, biological process: actin cytoskeleton organization; actin nucleation.
GUCAAUAGGUAAGAGGACUAUGAGCCUAUGAUAAUUUGAUUAAAUAAAGUCCACUAAAACACUAAAGCUUUGCACUUGCCUUUAAUCUCAUUAGUCAUUACUACUCUCUCUCCUACCUCCUCCCUCCCACACUCUCUCUCCGUAUCAUAAUUCCCUAAUCACCACUUUCACUCUCACACUAAAAAUGCUACUACCUUCAUACCUCCUCCUCCUCCUCCUACACCACUCCUCCGCCUUCUCCACCACCCACCACCGGCGACUGCUCCACCACCCUUUCAUCCCUUCCACCGCCACUCCCUCUCUCCCCCCUUCUCCUUCCCCUUCCCCUUCUACUCACCUCACUCACCCUUUCUCCACCUCCCUCCCUUCCCCUUCUGAAAACAACAACAAUAACCCCUUCUUCCCUUCCUACACCACCCCACCACCGCCCUCACAACCACCACCUUCCACCACCACAGCACUCCCAACCUUCCCCGCCAACAUCUCCUCCCUCGCUCUCCCUUCCUCUUCCUCCUCCCCCCAUCACUCCCACUUCUCCCCUAAACUCACCCUCUUCAUCCUCCUCCUCUCUCUCCUCACUCUCUCCCUCUUCAUCUCCCUCUCUCUCCUCCUCCUCCGCCGCCGCCGCCGCCGCCAUCACCACCCCUCCAAACCCCACUCUCCUCUCUCUCCUCCUCCUCCUCUCCCGCCCUUGAAAAUCCCCGCUACCAACCGACAUACACACACUCCAUCCCACACUAGCACCGACUUUCUCUACGUCGGUAACGCCUUAACCAACUCCCGCGACUUCCAAACCUCCUCCUCUUCCGCCCCCAUUCAAGUACUCCCUUCCUCAACCUCCGAAAUCUACCUUAAGCUUUGCGGGGAUUCCCCUGAACUCCGCCCUCUUCCCCCUCUUCCCAAACAAAACUCCCAACAACAACAUUAUGAACCCAACAUUCGAGGAGGUGGAGCUGAGGAUGAAGAAUUCUACUCCUCGAGAACUGACGAAGAGGAUAAUAACUAUUACAAUAACUACGGCUUGAAUUCCUCUCCUGCAAGAACUUACUCUGACUCGCUAGCGUCGGACUCUGAUGUUUCUGUUGAGAUACAGACUUUAGCGGCGAGAACUUCGCAUUUUCCGGCAACUGGGAGGAUGGGCCCACCUGCUGCGCCGCCGCCACCUCCGCCUCCUGGGGUGGGACCGGGACCGCCGCCGCUAGUGCCGCCUUCUGGGCCGGUGGUGUUUAAGAGUAGCGGGAAUUUAGGAGAGAGAAAGAGUGGAGAGAGAAAGGAGGAAAAUGGGAAGCCUAAAUUGAAGGCAUUACAUUGGGAUAAAGUUAGGGCUACUUCUGAUCGUGUUAUGGUGUGGGAUCAGCUUAAACCUGGCUCUUUUCAAUUGAACGAAGAAAUGAUAGAGACAUUGUUUAAAGCAAAUGGUCCUGGUAUAGCUGCAAAAGAUGGCCCACGUAGAUCAAUACCGCCUUUGAUGGAUGAAGAGUAUCGAGUACUUGAUCCUAAGAAAUCUCAAAACAUAGCCAUUCUAUUGAAGGCUCUCAAUGUGACAGAAGGGGAGGUUUGUGAAGCACUUUUGGAAGGUAAUGCAGAUGGCCUUGGGUCAGAGCUUCUUGAAAGUUUACUUAAAAUGGCUCCUACCCACGAAGAAGAACGGAAACUCAGGGAGUACAAUGAUAGAUCUCCUUUGAAGCUUGGUCCGGCAGAGAAGUUUCUCAAGGCAGUACUUGAUCAUGUACCUUCUGCAUUUAAGAGAGUCGAUGCUAUGCUUUACAUAGCUACUUUUGAUUCUGAAAUUGAAUAUCUUAGGAAGUCAUUUGAAACAUUGGAGGCAGCAUGUGCUGAACUUAGAAACAGCCGAAUGUUCUUGAAACUUCUAGAAGCAGUCCUCAAGACAGGAAACCGAAUGAAUGUUGGAACCAAUCGUGGUGAUGCGCAAGCAAUUAAGCUCGACACACUCCUCAAGCUCAUUGAUGUCAAGGGAACUGAUGGGAAAACCACCCUUUUGCACUUUGUUGUGCAGGAGAUCACAAGAUCUGAAGGUUCUCGUCUUUCCAGUACCAAAAACAAUCCAAUGACUGAGAAACCAAGUGACCAACCAUUUUUGCACAAUGACAUUGAGUUGAGAAAGAGAGGGUUAGAAGUCAUUUCUGGCUUAGGAGGGGAGUUGACAAAUGUCAAGAAGGCAGCUGCCAUGGAUUUCAAUUCCCUUAGCAUGGAUGUGGCAAAGUUAACUCAGGGAAUCAUAAAAGUAAACGAAGUUCUUCAGCUAAAUGAAAACUUCGUAAUUGUUGGGACUCACAAUAGGUUUUCAGAGUCUAUGAAUGGCUUCUUAAAGAAGGCUGAGGUAGAAAUCGUAAGGAUUCAAGCUCAGGAGAGCUGUGCUCUAUCUAGGGUUAAGGAGCUAACUGAGUAUUUCCACGGUAAUUUGGCUCACGAAGAGGCUCAUCCAUUGAGAAUAUUUAUGGUGGUGAGGGAUUUCCUUGGUGUGCUUGAUCAAGUAUGCAAGGAAGUUGGAAAAAUAAAUGAGCGGACGGUUAUAAGCUCAGCUCGUGCUAUUUCUGUACCAGUAAAUCCAUCAACGCCACCACCUUUCCCGGAGUUCAGUGUGACGCAUGGAGAUAGUUCCUCAGACGGUGAUAGUAUCACUGAGAAGUAGCACUUUCAAUGACAGAUUGUGUUGAUUCUUUUUGCUCUAUCUUCAUGACUCGUGAAGAUACCCACAAUCUGUAUGCAAUUACAUAUAAUUAUAUUAUAUACUAUAUAGUAUUUAAUGUACAAAUAUCCUUGCAGAAGGCUCAUUAGUAUUAGAUCAUUUGUAUGAUUGCUGAAACUUCUGAAUAUGAUUUUGCACAUUAUGUAAAAAGUAUUUCUAGUAUAGCUCA